AUGAUGCAUGUUAAUGGCGGUUUAAAUUACAAGGAGGCUCUCACCAAGUCCCUUAUCUUCCUUGAGGCACAACGUUCAGGGAAGCUCCCCGAAGAUAACAGGGUGCCUUGGAGAGGAGACUCAGCACUCGACGAUGGAAAACUCGUUCAUGUGGACCUGGUCGGGGGAUACUAUGAUGCAGGGGACAACGUGAAAUAUGGUCUCCCCAUGGCUUUCACCGUUACUACGCUAGCAUGGGCUGCUAUUUUUUACAGGUCAGAAUUUAAAGAAGCAGAAGAGUUGAAUAAUCUUCGCGAUGCCAUUCGUUGGGGUACCGAUUAUUUUCUCAAAGCUAGUUCUCGACAAAAAAGAUUAUACGUGGAGGUAGGGGACGCGGAAGAGGAUCACAAUUGUUGGCUUCCACCAGAACAUAUGAAGACAAAGAGAACGGUUAAGAUGAUUGGUGAUGGCACACCCGGGAGUGAAAUUGCAGCUGAAACUGCAGCUGCAAUGGCUGCUUCUUCCAUUCUUUUCCAAAUGGCCAAAUCGCAUAAAGGAACCUAUGAUGGAGAGUGUCCCUUCUACUGCUCUUAUUCCGGCUAUAAUGACGAACUGAUGUGGGCAGCAACAUGGCUAUUCAUGGCUACGAGGAAAUCAACGUAUUUGAAGUACAUACUAGAAGAAUCCAUAAGUGCUAGUGUAGCAGAAUUUAGUUGGGACCUUAAAUAUGCUGGAGCUCAAGUCCUUCUUAGCCAGUUAUAUUUCCAAGGUGAAGAGAGGUUCCAAAUAUUCAGAAACCAUGCCGAAAGUUUCAUAUGCUCUGUCCUCCCUGAUAGUCCUUACCACCAGAUUACAAUGUCUCCUGGAGGCUAUAUUCAUUUAAGAGACGGAGCAAACUCGCAGUAUGCCACGAGCAGUGCUUUCUUGUUUUGUGUAUAUAGUGAUUUGCUUGCCAAGUAUAACUCGAAAGUCGUUUGUGGAGACAAGAAAUUUAGCUCUUCCCAUCUUCUUGAUUUUGCUAAGAAACAAAUGGAUUACCUUCUUGGGAAAAACCCUGAAGGAAGAUCGUACAUGGUAGGAUUUGGAAAGAACCCACCAACGCAAGCUCACCACAGAGGUGCUUCGGUGCCUAAACUGGAAAAGGGUGUAGAGCUGUCUUGUGGCGAGAGCUUCUCAAAAUGGCUCAAUAGAGAUGAACCUAACCCCCAUGAACUGACUGGUGCCAUUAUGGGUGGACCUGACCGCAUGGACAAGUUCAAGGAUAAACGUUGGGAGUCACCCUACACUGAGCCAUGCACCUACGUCAAUUCUCUAGCUGCUGGAGUUCUGGCUAAGCUUGCAUCUUUGCAUUGA
Sphenostylis stenocarpa is the source of this 1332-nucleotide messenger RNA. Lineage: Eukaryota; Viridiplantae; Streptophyta; Magnoliopsida; Fabales; Fabaceae. The record is from the annotation of a GenBank genome assembly.